Molecule: messenger RNA, 3274 nt
Organism: Linum tenue
Lineage: Eukaryota; Viridiplantae; Streptophyta; Magnoliopsida; Malpighiales; Linaceae
Source: the annotation of a GenBank genome assembly
CCCUUUUUUAGUAAAAGUAUCCGCCUAGUUCCAUUAGUACGAUCUCAUUUUGCUGCCCAAGUGAGGAAGCAGAAAGGCACUAGUCAAAGUGUCAAACAAUACAUUGGGCUGGGCCCUUUCGAUUUUUUCGCGGACAGUAGGUUUAUUGGAUUUGAUUAAUUAAGACUGUAAGCCCAGCCCAUUCAAUCUCAAACAAAAAUCCAACUCCAAAGCCCACCACUCUCGACAAAUUCUGAUACGCGGGACACCAACCACCAUCAUCAUCAACCUCAGUCUUUUGCUUCAAGUCAAUCAUCAUUCAUAAUUCUCCCCCAACCUUGUCAAUCUCCAACACUCCGCCAUUGUUAUGUACACUGCACCAUCAUCUUCUUCAUCUUCUUCUUCGAAUUCUCCCUUUUCAUCUCAACCACCACCAUGCCCAUCAACAAAGUCAAAGUCAAACCCACCUCCCAUCUUCAUCUCCUCCAUCUUCUUCCCAUCCUCCCAAUUCUCUUCCCACUGAGUCAGUCAAUCCUCCAGAAACCACCUCCCCUCCCGAUCCUCCCUCUCCCCUCCGCUCCCCAGCUCCAAUGGCAGCUCUCCGACAUGGCCAUGUUCCUCCAUUUCGGGCCCAACACCUUCACCGACUCCGAAUGGGGCACCGGCCACGCAGACCCAUCAGUCUUCAACCCGACCCGAUUCAACGCCACCCAGUGGGUCCAAGUCGCCAAAGACUCCGGCUUCAACCGCGUCAUCCUCACCGCCAAGCACCACGACGGAUUCUGCCUCUGGCCUUCCGCCUACACCAAUUACUCCGUCAAAUCCAGCCCCUGGAGGAACGGGAAUGGCGAUGUGGUCGGCGACCUAGCCGCCGCCGCCAGCAAGCUCGGAGUCUCUUUAGGGCUCUAUCUCUCCCCCUGGGAUCGCCACGAGGAUUGCUACGGCAAGACCCUGGAGUACAAUGAGUUCUACAUGGCUCAGAUGACAGAGUUGUUGACUGGGUAUGGUGAGAUUAAGGAGGUGUGGUUGGAUGGGGCAAAAGGGGAAGGGGCUAAAGACAUGGAUUACUAUUUUGAUACCUGGUUUGAUCUCAUCCAUCAGCUACAACCUGGAGCUGUGAUAUUCUCUGAUGCUGGUCCUGAUACUAGGUGGGUUGGUGAUGAAGGUGGUGAAGCUGGAUUCACUUGCUGGUCUCUCUUCAACAGGAGCGAUGCCAGUAUUGGUGGCACUGAUACCAGAUAUUCGCAGGGUGGAGACCCGUAUGGGCACGAUUGGGUGCCUGCAGAAUGUGAUGUCUCGAUCCGGCCAGGAUGGUUCUGGCACCAGUCGGAGGCACCCAAGUCCGCAAGGCAGCUUCUCGACAUAUACUACAAAUCUGCAGGCAGAAAUUGUCUCCUGCUGUUGAAUGUCCCUCCGAACACUUCGGGUCUCGUAUCAUCUGAAGAUGCGAGAGUGCUUCGUGAGUUCUACGAGCUACGGAGGUCCAUAUUCUCGUACAACCUCGCUGCUAACUCCACUCCAAGCGCCAGCAGCACGAGGGGUGGCAGCAGCAGUUCUCGGUUUGGGGCCUCCAAUGUGUUUAGUGAAGGUGUGUAUACGUACUGGGCGCCUGAGGAGAAUCGGUCGAAUUGGACGAUUCAUAUGGACCUUGGAGGACCGGUGUCGUUCAAUGUGUUUCGAGUUCAGGAGCCGAUCCAGAUGGGGCAGCGGAUCAUUGCUUUCCAUAUGGAGGUGUUGAAUGCAGCUGGGCAAUGGAAGGUAGUUGCAAAGGGAACCACGGUUGGAUAUCAGCGACUGUUGCAGUUCAGAACUGUGCAAGCUGAGCAGUUGAGGUUUGUGGUGGAUGGGAGCAGGGGAGAUCCGCUUGUAGCUUAUAUUGGUGUUUAUAAGGACCAGUAUUUGGACAGCGGAAGUUCGCAAAGAUUCUUCAAUGGCACCGCCAGUCAAGUGAUCCUGGAAAAAGUAGGCUGCAAACAUUCUCAUCUAGCUGCAGCAGUGUAACAAAUGUGCUCUUCUCAAUUCAUAACUUGUAUGUAAUAAGAUGAUGUAACAAUCUGUCUGUACAAUUUAUAAAUGAAGGUUUCUUCUUAGUAACUUUGUUGAAUAUAUGUGGUCAAGAUUAAGCAGAAAAGGUAAAUACAAAACAAGUUAACACCUGAGCUGCUGCACAAGCCAUUUGCUCCGGCAUACCUUAGAACAACAAGUUGAGGUCAAAAUGCAGGCAUAAAAUUGGCCUUCACAGAUCACAGGAGAGUCCAGCAUCCUUCACCAGAAACCUCUCCACAAAACUCCGUGGCGACGACAGAAGCCAUUCCAACAAGUAUCUCGUCUGCUCGCAACUAUCAUCAUCUACAGCUCGUACAAGUAAUCUAUGUGUAACAAAGGACUGCCAAACCAAAGGCAUAAACUCACGAUAUGAAGAAUUCUGGGUAACAUCAUUGCUUCCACUUCUAUCCCCUCCAAGUACAGUUGCCUUGGUAACCAUAACAAGCAUAGGAUGCACCACAAGAACCUUCUUCAUCUCCCUAACAACAGCUUCGACUAUACUAUCAAGUGAAAUGCCUCUUCUCCCAUUACAACCCGGCAAAGAUUUUGCAGCAGAAGAAACUGCCCUGUCCAUCCAAUGAAACGCCCCAAUGUUGUCAAUCAUCAAACAAUGAACUCCACUACCCUCCUCAACUUCUUCUUCUACCACCCUCUCAACAAGCUGAUGAUGCAAUGUCUUGAGAGCGCUGAGAAACUCCAAACUGCUGUAACAACGAACGUAUAGGAAUCUCUUCAUGCACAGUGAAUGCAGUUCUUCACCAUCAUCAAACAGUAAUCCACUACCUGCUUCAGUAAUUCGCAGUUUCAGCAAGUGGGAUAACCGCAGCACAUCGAAUUUACAGUCCAAGUCGAUGUACACGACCAGGCGGUCCAAUCCGCCAUAGUCGACUCCUUUCCACUGACCUGGGAGGAUGCAGUCGAUUGCGGCGUGGAUUAGGAUGUGGGUUUUGGCAGAAGGGGAAGGCCCAGUUAUCUCGACCACGUUGCCGGCGCGGAGAGGGAGCCGGUGGAGAGGUGGACGGAAUUGGAAAGGCGGGGACUUGGUAAGAACCCUAGAGAGCAUUUCUUUGGCUGUCUCGUCGGUUUCGAUCCAAGCUCUGGCUGCCAUCUUGUAGCUAGCAUUGGAGCUGAGCCCCGCCGAUUUCAGCUCAACCAGGUCAAGUGGGGAGAAAUUGGUUGAACUCUUCGUUGAGGUGACAUCGAGUAGAGCUAGAAGCGACUGUUCAUUCGUUCUUGACGCAGUAAAAAA